Molecule: messenger RNA, 2368 nt
Organism: Geodia barretti
Lineage: Eukaryota; Metazoa; Porifera; Demospongiae; Tetractinellida; Geodiidae
Source: the annotation of a GenBank genome assembly
GCGUUGAGAGGGGGGGAUCGGAGGCGUGGCUGCUGAGGUGUGUGCAUGAGAUACGAGAUGUGAAUCCUGGUAUUGCAGGUAACUAGGUAUUACUGGUAUAGGUGGUAAUGCUGGUAACUCAGGUAAGGCUAGUAUGGUAGGUAAUCCUGGUAUUGCACGUAACUGUAGGUCGUCCUAUAGUGCAGCUACAGUCGCCGGCUGAAGCAAGUUCCACGACAUGCAUGAGAUACGAGAUGUGAAUCCUGGUAUUGCAGGUAACUAGGUAUUACUGGUAUAGGUGGUAAUGCUGGUAAUGCUGGUAAUGCUGGUUACUCAGCUACAGUCUCCGGCUGAAGCAAGUUCCACGACGGCCCUAAGUCUACAAUGGCUACGAGUGUUCCUUCCCCGGCAAAAGCGAGGCAACUGUACGUGAGGACGCCUCUCCUCUGCAGCAGAAAGCUCUCCAAACGAGUUGGAGCCAACGUCUGGCUGAAAAUGGAGAGCGUGCAGCCGUCUGGCAGCUUCAAAAUUCGGGGUCUCAGCAACUUCGCGAAUAAAGCGGUGGAGAGAGGCUGUACAAGGUUUGCCAGCUCCUCUGGAGGGAACGCGGGACUGGCUGCUGCCUACAUAGCACGGCAGCUGGGCCUCCCCAUCACUGUGGUGGUCCCCGAGACGACGCCGUCGUUCAUCGCGGACAAGUUGAGGGAGGAGGGGGCUGAGGUGGAGGUAGUGGGGAAGGUAAGAGGCUUCCUGUCUUGUGACUGUCGUAGGAACUGGUGUCAGGAAAUACGUAUGCCUGGUUCUGAAACCGUAUUAUACGGGCGAAGCUGUUUACCCGAGGGGGGUAGAGUAAACAGCUGAGGGGAUUUCCGGUAUAUACCGCUGAAGGCCACCAAGGCGUUAACCUAUUUCUCAUUAGUGCAUAGCUGAUUCGAAUCGACCAAUCAGAUUUGUUAGUACGAGGUUCCUGAUUUCUCAUAUGAACCUCGUGAGCUAACAAAAGUAACAUGAAAACAUGAUAUGAAACCUUGUUUUUUCUGUUGAUUUUCAACAAGUUAAACAGCAUUUCAUGUAAGAAAUGUAUCCCGAAAAACAUGAUCUGUACAAAAUGUUGAUCAAAAUAACUGAUAUCUUGAUUUUCUUUUUCCACGAGACAGUUUUCUGUGUCUGCUUUGAGCCCAUCUCUCUCCUUGCCAUGUAUAUACAUAGUAGAUAGCCAGGCAGCUCACGCCCGCCACAAACCACCGCACGCAAAUAAGGGGGUGGGGCUCCGCGAGCGAGUGCGCGCGACAAAGCUACUAAGUCGACGGCGAACGCCUUCGGUAUAGCAGCCCGCACAGCGCCUGAAUUCGCCUCUCUCUGAUUGCGAUGGUUCGCGCAGGUCUCCUGCCGCGUUUCUUCGGAUGAGUGGCGGAGGACAGUCCCGCAGCGGGAGUAGCUAGAGUGGCGGAGCAGCGUAUCCUAGCGUUCGGCGUUCAAUAGUCCCGCACGAGAUGACGGUCUUGCGCUCUCGUCUCUUUCUCGCAUCUUUCAAAUUCCCUGUGCUUGGAAACGCAGUGCGCGUAUACGGAGCUGAUUUUCUCUGCACUAAACAUGUUAUGUACUCCGUAUACUCGGGACAAACCGGAUUUCAAUGAACCCUCGUGCCAUCCGCGUAGUGCCCUCGCUGCGCUCGGGACACUACAAACGCGGAGGCCCUCGGGUUCAUUGAAAUCCGGUAUGUCCCUCGCACGUAGUACAUAAAUAUAGGUUAUACUGCGCGUCAAUGGAAAUACGCGAUUUAGACGGCACGAGGGGCCCUGAGCUGUAGCUGUCUGAGCGCAGCGAAGACGCUACUAAGGGCUCCGAGGCCGUCUAAAUCGUGUAUUUCCAUUGACAAGCAGUAUAACCUGUUUAGACGGAGGCCGUGCCGGCCUUCAAAAUCGUCCAGGUCCGCCGUCUUCCGAAAGACUCGCUCUUGCCGGGGGAAGCUAAAAAGGUCUUCAGUUUAGUUUCUUUUUGCAUCUUAGAGAGGCCUUUCAUCGAAGAAGCAUCGGAUAUAGCGAGUUUGAAGUCGUCGGGGCGAGCUCUCAGCGACAGAGCGAGUUUCUUUGCCUAGAAGCUUGCCACACCCCCAUCGAAGACGCCAUUUUUUGGCGGGCGUCUCCAUGGAAACACGCACUUGGAAAAUACGGGAUUUAGAAUCCACGCUUUACGCAAUCUGAUUGGUCAAUUUAAAUCUGCCGACGUCUAACAUAUAUUUAUGUAAACUGGGGCUACCCAGCCAGCCAGCGAAUACUCAAUUAACGGCAGCCACACAUCCUCGGGAAUAUGAGUAUUGACGGGCUGGCGGCUUGGGUACUGGGAAUACCACUGCGGCGGUGCCUUUGAAGAUGAGCUACAAAGACAC